Acaulospora colombiana is the source of this 539-nucleotide messenger RNA. NCBI's taxonomy places the organism in Eukaryota, Fungi, Glomeromycota, Glomeromycetes, Diversisporales, Acaulosporaceae. The record is from the annotation of a GenBank genome assembly.
AUGCACCGAUCUACAAUCAGCCUUCCCUUGUACGGAUCAUACGACUCACAAGAAGAAGGGAUUGACAUGGAAGAAAACGAGAGUUUUCUCGAGAUAGAUCAUACCCUUGAUCUGUGCGAUACCAAUCCGGAGGAAGACGGUGAAGAUAUUGGCAGUGCAUCUUGGUUGGAUCGUUCUGGUUCACAUCCGCAUACUACUUCCCCUUUCUAUCUGAAAGACUCCGGUCGAGCCACCCUUUCAAACUACGACACCCAGAGCUCAUAUGCAUCUUCUCCCAUCAAAAGUGCCUCAGAUGCAGCCACGAAUGUAGGAGAUUGUCCUCAGGAGUGUAGUCUUGAUCUGGGAUUCAAGUUACCGAAACGGCAACAACGAAAUGAGCCGUUGAACAUCCCUUCGCCUCCAUAUCCUCAGGGUGCCAUAAUGUCCGUCAUAGUGGAUCAUUCACCUAUUCCGAGUCCGCAAUUUCAGAGGAAGCCUCUUCCUGCUUCACCACCGGCCCACCAACGCGUUCGCUCACUCUCCUUUUCCAUUUUGGAAGA